AAGACCGUUAUGACUUGGACCGUUAUGACCAUUAAAUCAACAUCCGCUUGAAAUCGGCAUGAGUUGAAAACUACAUCUUUUAGAGACAUUUCUUGAAAAGUAUAGCAAUGGACGCAAAACGAAAAGCGAUGGACGGGGCAUUAGUUCCAGCAAAACGUCCUAGAAAUGAAUUGGUAGCUGUUAACGAAAGAGAUGGUGCACUUUUACAAAGCGGAAUGCAGAGACUCUCAAAUCUAGAGGCGCCUAUAAUGCUGUUGACUGGCCAUGAAGGAGAUAUUUUCUGUACCAAGUUCUCCCCGGAUGGAAAGAUGCUGGCGUCAGCAGGCUUUGAUAGACUUAUAUAUUUCUGGAACGUGUAUGGGGAAUGCGAAAACUUUGCAGUGUUAAAAGGCCACACUGGUGCCAUCAUGGAAAUUCAGUUUUCCACAGAUGGGACAUCAUUGAUAUCAGCAGCCACAGACAAGACCAUGUCAUUAUGGGACGUAGAUGUGGGAACGAGAAUUAAGAAGUUCAAAGGUCACAAUGGCUUUGUCAACUGUUGCAGUAUUGCAAGGCGAGGACCACAGCUUGUUUGCAGUGGCAGUGAUGACCAAACUAUAAAACUCUGGGACUGCAGAAAGAAAGGUGUCCUUCAGACAUUCCAGAACACAUACCAAGUCACAUCGAUAACGUUCUCGGAUACCUCUGAACAGAUAUUCUCUGGGGGAAUAGACAAUGACAUAAAGGUCUGGGAUCUUCGUAAGAAUGAUGUUCUCUACCGUAUGCGAGGCCACGCAGACACAGUCACUGGCAUGCAUCUUUCUCCAGAUGGAUCAUACCUUCUCACAAACUCCAUGGAUAAUACUGUUCGUAUUUGGGAUGUACGUCCAUUUGCCCCACAAGAGCGAUGUGUGAAAAUUAUGCAGGGUCAUCAACACACAUUUGAAAAGAACCUGUUGCGUUGUGCCUGGGCACCAGAUGGCAGCAAGGUUGGGGCGGGCUCCGGGGACCGGUUUGUGUACAUCUGGGACACCACGUCCCGCAGGAUCCUCUACAAGCUACCCGGGCAUGCGGGCUCUGUGAACGAGGUCGUCUUCCACCCCGAGGAACCCAUUGUUGCCUCUUGUGGAAGUGACAAAAAGAUUUUCCUUGGAGAAAUAGAAUGAGACAAAGAGAUGCUUUACCGCAAUUUGAAGGGAGAAUCUGAUGUAUACUUGAUUGACUGAUCUCCAAACAUGUGUGUAAACCAUAAAACACAAACUGUCUAUUGUGGGUGAUGAACAUUCACAUGGAGUGUAGGAAUCUGCUCACAGUUUCAGAUUAUUUUGUAUUGUAUGAAUAAGACUUUUUGGUGGUAAUUUUGCAAAUAGACAGCCUGUGGCUGGUGAUUUGCCUCCUGACUUUUUAUAGAGAACAUUAUUAUGUACUUAUGUAUAGUGGUUUCAAUAAAUUUUGAAAACAAG
This is a messenger RNA of Dreissena polymorpha, 1442 nucleotides long. RefSeq names its product U5 small nuclear ribonucleoprotein 40 kDa protein-like. The transcript is spliced from 8 exons. Lineage: Eukaryota; Metazoa; Mollusca; Bivalvia; Myida; Dreissenidae. Gene Ontology annotation, cellular component: catalytic step 2 spliceosome. The record is from RefSeq and is a predicted model, not a curated record. Gene Ontology annotation, molecular function: RNA binding; protein binding. Bases 108 to 1145 code for a protein of 345 amino acids.